Molecule: messenger RNA, 4179 nt
Organism: Cyprinodon variegatus (sheepshead minnow)
Lineage: Eukaryota; Metazoa; Chordata; Actinopteri; Cyprinodontiformes; Cyprinodontidae
Product: phospholipid-transporting ATPase ID-like
Exons: 28
Coding region: 294-3887 (1197 amino acids)
Biological process (GO): phospholipid translocation; Golgi organization
Cellular component (GO): plasma membrane
Molecular function (GO): ATPase-coupled intramembrane lipid carrier activity; ATP hydrolysis activity; ATP binding
Source: RefSeq, a predicted model, not a curated record
UUCUUCCUGCAUGAAGCUGAAAGAUUGUAAGGCGCUUCUAUCAACCACUAUAUCAUCUCACAUGUGGACCAGUUUUUCCUACAUGAGGCCAGAGGCUCAAUAGAAAGACUUUUCUCAAUGUGGCACUAAGUGUGUCCCAGACCGCUCAUUUAGAGCUCAGAAGAGGCAAAGGUAGGGUGGAGACCUGAAACACUUCCCUUUGUAGGAAGCAGUGCCCAUGUGCGCUGGUCUUAUAGGAAAUUCAUUCAUUUUCCUGCUUAAGGGUUAAAUUAUGAAAAAGUCCUGAGGUAAAGAUGGGGUCAGUACAGUCGUACUUCAACAACUUGCGUGGAAAAGAAAAAAAGCAGGAGGAGGAAAGACAUGUUCGAGCUAAUGACAGAGCUUUCAACCUGUCUUACAACUAUGCAAACAAUGCCAUCAGGACCUCCAAGUACAACAUUUUCACCUUUCUACCUCUUAAUCUGUUUGAGCAGUUCAGGAGGCUGGCUAAUGCUUACUUCCUGUUCCUCCUCCUUCUUCAGUUAAUUCCACAAAUCUCCUCUCUGUCAUGGUUCACCACAGCUGUGCCUUUAGUUAUGGUGCUGGCCAUGACAGCGGUUAAAGAUGCCAAUGAUGACAUAAACAGGCACAAAAGUGACCGACAAGUGAAUAACCGCAUGGUGAGCGUCCUCAUUGAUGGAGAACUGAAAAAUGAAAAAUGGAUGAAUGUUCAAGUUGGGGAUAUAAUUAAACUGGAGAGCAAUCAGUUUGUAACAGCAGACCUUUUGUUGCUGUCCAGCAGUGAGCCACUUAACUUGGUUUAUGUGGAAACAGCCGAGCUAGAUGGUGAAACAAACCUUAAAGUGAAACAAGCCUUGACUCUCACAGGAGAGAUGGAGGACUCCAUUGAAACUCUCUCAAACUUCAAAGGCGAAGUGCGAUGUGAGCCUCCAAACAACCGUUUGGACAAAUUUAAAGGGACCUUGACUGUGAAUGGACAAAAUUAUGGCCUGGACAACGAUAAGAUACUUCUCAGAGGAUGCACACUGAGAAACACAGAGUGGUGCUUCGGUCUGGUCAUCUUUGGAGGUCCUGACACCAAGCUCAUGCAGAACAGUGGAAAGACAAAAUUCAAACGGACCAACAUUGAUCACCUGAUGAAUGUCCUGGUUUUGUGGAUUUUUGGUUUCCUGUUUACCAUGUGCUUCAUUCUGGCCAUCGGCAAUGCUAUCUGGGAAGUGAAAGAGGGCUCCGUCUUUACCGUGUUUCUUCCACGUGAUCAAGGCGUUAAUGCUGCCUUGUCCUCCUUCCUCUCGUUCUGGUCUUAUGUCAUCGUCCUCAAUGCAGUAGUGCCCAUUUCCCUCUAUGUCAGUGUGGAGAUCAUUCGACUUGGGAACAGCUACUUUAUAAACUGGGACAGAAAGAUGUAUUAUCCUAAGAAUGACACUCCAGCUCAGGCAAGGACCACCACACUCAACGAGGAGCUAGGCCAGAUUAAAUACAUCUUCAGUGACAAGACUGGCACUCUGACACAGAACAUCAUGACAUUCAACAAGUGCUCCAUCAAUGGAAAAAACUAUGGAGACCUUUAUGACUUCUCUGGACAUAGAGUUGAAAUAACAGAGAAAACGCAAAAAGUGGACUUCUCCUGGAAUAAGCUGGCAGACCCAAAGUUCGCCUUUCAUGACUAUAGCCUUUUGGAGACUGUGCGAGAGGGAAACCCUGAAGCUCAGGCCUUCUUUCGACUAUUGGCUCUGUGCCACACCGUCAUGCCUGAAGAAAAGAAAGAGGGGGAACUGAACUACCAGGCUCAGUCUCCUGAUGAGGGCGCUCUGGUCACAGCAGCAAGGAACUUUGGAUUUGUGUUCCGCUCUCGCACACCUGAGACCAUCACCAUCAUGGAGAUGGGCGAAAAAGUCACAUAUGAACUUUUGGCCGUUCUAGACUUUAAUAAUGUCCGGAAGAGGAUGUCAGUAAUAGUACGUCACCCUAAUGGCAAGAUGACCUUGUAUUGCAAAGGGGCUGACACCAUCAUCUAUGAAAGAUUAGACCGCUCUUGUAAGAAACUGAUGAAGGUUACAACAGAUCAUCUUAAUGAAUAUGCAGGAGAUGGGCUACGCACUCUUGUUCUGGCCCACAAGCACCUGGAGGAGAACUAUAUGGAAGAGUGGACACAGCGCCACCAUGAGGCCAGCACAGCCCUGGAAGGAAGGGAAGAGAGACUUGAUCAACUUUAUGAGGAGAUUGAAAAAGAUCUGAUUCUGUUAGGAGCAACAGCUGUUGAAGACAAGUUGCAAGACGGCGUUCCACAGACAAUUGAGCAGCUGGCCAAUGCUGACAUCAAACUCUGGGUGCUGACUGGUGAUAAACAAGAGACAGCAGAGAAUAUUGGUUACUCAUGCAACAUGCUAAGGGAAGAUAUGAAGGAGGUGUUCAUUGUUGCUGCUCAUACAGCUGAAGAGGUUAAACAGGAGCUGCAGUAUGCCAGACGGAUGAUGUGUCCGGAAUCAGCAGAGCAGCCUUCUGUGAAAAAAUGUCGUGCAGGGCUUUUUUGGCUUCAGAAAAUGGAGACAGUGCAGGAUGAAAAAGUUGAAGGGGAUUAUGGUCUGAUAAUAAAUGGACACAGCUUGGCUUAUGCACUGGAGAAGGAUUUGGAGUUGGAGCUGUUAAGGACAGCAUGCAUGUGUCAGACGGUGAUAUGUUGUAGGGUAACUCCUCUGCAAAAAGCACAGGUCGUUGAGCUGGUCAAGAAAUACAAGCAGGCAAUCACUUUGGCCAUUGGGGAUGGAGCCAAUGAUGUCAGCAUGAUCAAGGCGGCUCAUAUUGGUGUAGGAAUCAGUGGUCAGGAGGGGAUGCAGGCGGUUCUCUCCAGUGACUUCUCAUUUGCACAGUUUCGUUACCUCCAACGCCUCCUGCUGGUGCAUGGGCGCUGGUCUUACAUUCGCAUGUGCAAGUUCCUACAAUAUUUCUUUUACAAGAACUUCACCUUCACAUUUAUGCAUUUCUGGUAUGCCUUCUUUUGUGGAUUCUCUGCACAGACUGUGUAUGAUGAGUGGUUCAUCACUUUGUACAACUUGGUCUACACAUCCCUCCCUAUCCUCAGCUUGAGCCUCUUUGACCAGGAUGUUAAUGACCGCUGGAGUUUUCAGUAUCCCCAGUUGUACUGCCCUGGCCAGCUCAACAUGUAUUUCAGUAAAAAAGCCUUUGUGUGGUGCAUGUUGCACAGCUGCUACAGUUCCCUAGUCCUCUUCUUUAUCCCCUGGGGUGCAAUCCAAGAUACAGUCCGAGAUGACGGCAGAGAUAUCGCCGACUACCAGUCUUUUGCUUCUCUGGCACAGACCUGUUUGCUUGUUGUGGUGAGCGCUCAGCUGUGCCUUGACACCUAUUACUGGACAACAGUAAACCAUUUCUUUGUGUGGGGUAGUCUGGCUGCUUACUUUGCAAUCACCUUCACCAUGUACAGCAACGGCAUGUUUCUGAUCUUCACCUCCAUUUUCCCCUUUAUUGGAACAGCUAGGAAUUCAUUGAAUCAGCCAAAUGCCUGGUUGACCAUGUUCCUGACUUCCCUGCUCUGUGUCCUACCUGUGGUGGCUCUGCGCUUCAUACUGAUGCAGAUUCGCCCCACUAUCAACGACAGGGUGAGAUAUAAAAUGCAAAAGGACACACUGCCAGCACCUCCUCCUCGCCGUCCAGUGAGGCGUGUCAGCACCCGGCGUUCAGGCUACGCCUUCUCCCAUUCUCAGGGCUAUGGUGCUUUGGUUACUUCAGAAAGAUUCCUAUUUAAGCGACCGAUUAAAAGUCGACUUGCCUUUUCUGUCCAACCGGACGGACCCCUGGCUAGGAAUCUGCCACAGGUUUUCCGUCCAAUAGCAGAGGAGCUGCACGAGUCACAAAGCUCCAAGAGUUAGGGUAUAUUUAUGUAGAACUGAAACCUUGCAGGACCUGAAUUGAUACUUUACAAAACUGACACUGGAUGUACAAGAUAAUGAUUGAUGACUUGGCCGCUAAAACAAAAAAUUUUGGCAUAUUUGUUCGUUUUUUUCUACAUUGAAUGAUGUCAUUGUAAAAACCUAAAGCAUGACUGGUAAGCUUUUGUUUGAUUUGCUUAACUGAUUAAACCAAAUUUUAUGCAUUGUGUAUGACUACAAACAUUUUAUUUAAACUUAACAGUUUAAAGAAAACUCUUUUCUGUCUCAUAUU